UAAAGAGUUGUCAGAGUUGUGAAAUGGUAGAGUACCGGUAUGGUUAACUGGGAAGGAAUAUUACCUCAGUCCUCAGAUAUUGGAGUUCAAAGCCAAACCAUAAAACAGAAAGGCAUAUAGAUCUUGGGUUUUGCUGUGGAUGAGGACGAGAAUGACAUCGAGGCAUACGAUUCGCUUGUGCCGUUAUCACCAGUUUCUGCAGCGGCAGAGGCCACAGCUUUUCCAUCCGGCUUGCUUCUUUCGAAGUUUGAGCUCACAAACUAUACGCUCAGUUCAGCGACCCAGACUAAUGAAGAUGAUGGUGAUCGGUACAGUGGUUAGCCUUCCUGUCGCUGCAGGGGUUCAGUUCUCAGUAGCAGAUGCCCAGGAAAGGAGGAGGAUGAGAAUUAUAGCAGAAGGAAUGGGACGCUUCUGCAGGUCAUUGAUAAUUGGAAUGCAGAUCUCUUUAGAUUAUUGGUGGACCACAAAUGUGACACUUCGAAAUGUAGAAGAGAGCAGCGCAGAGUAUGUACAUGUGAUGUCAUCUUGCCACCAAAGAGCAGCCAAUGCCAUUGUGGAAGGAGCCAUUCAGAAUGGAGGUGUGUACAUUAAGCUAGGACAAGGGUUGUGUGCCUUUAACCAUCUGUUCCCCCCAGAAUACAUUACCACACUUCGAAUCCUGGAGGACAAGGCUCUGAACAGGCGGUACAAGGAGGUUGAUGCCCUCUUCCUGGAAGAUUUUAAUACAACUCCUUGUAAGAUGUUUAAAAAAUUUGAAGAGGAACCCAUUGCAGCAGCAAGUCUUGCCCAAGUACACCGAGCUGAGCUACAUGAUGGAACAUCUGUAGCUGUAAAGGUACAAUACAUUGACUUAAGAGAUCGAUUUGAUGGGGAUAUCAAGACUUUAGAAAUUCUUCUUGAUAUCAUUGAGUUCAUGCAUCCCAGCUUUGGAUUUCGCUGGGUUCUAAAGGACCUAAAAGGCACUUUGGCGCAGGAGUUAGAUUUUGAAAAUGAAGGACGGAAUUCUGAGCGCUGUGCUCUUGAGCUUAAAAACUUUAAAUAUGUUGUCAUUCCAAAGGUGUACUGGGACAAGACAAGCAAAAGGGUACUAACGGCUGAUUUUUGUGAAGGAUGCAAAAUCAACAACAUUGAGGAGAUCAGAAGUCAAGGCCUCAGCCUAUCAGAUGUUGCUGAUAAAUUAAUUCGGGUGUUUGCAGAACAGAUAUUCUAUACAGGAUUCAUCCAUGCAGACCCCCAUCCUGGAAAUGUACUGGUAAGGAAAGGAAAAGAUGGCAGAGCAGAGCUGGUUCUUUUGGAUCAUGGACUUUAUGAAUUUCUCAAGGAAAAGGACAGAGCAGCACUUUGCAAACUGUGGCGCUCUAUUAUCCUUCACAAUGAAGCAGCAAUGAAGAAGUACUCUUUACAGCUAGGAGUCAAAGAUUACUUCUUGUUCUGUGAGAUUUUAAUGCAAAGACCCAUAAAUAUGGGAGAAUUUAAGCUGUCAAACAUUUUAACCCGUGAAGAGACAGCCUACAUGCAAGAAAUGGCCAAGAAUCAUUUUGAUCGCAUUAUGCAAGUACUUAAAGAUCUACCUCGUCCCAUGCUCUUGGUAUUUCGAAACAUUAACACAGUGCGUUGCAUUAAUAUCAAUCUUGGUGCACCCGUGGAUAGGUAUUUCCUAAUGGCAAAAAGCGCUGUAAGAGGCUGGAGCAGAAUUCAGAGUGAGAAACUGAAGGGAUUUCAGAGUAUCAGCAUUUUCCGUUGGCUGACAAUUAUGUGGGAAGGGAUGCUGUUUGAAAUUGCUUUGAGGUUUGAGAUUCUGCGGAUGAAGGUGACUGUCUCAAUACUGCGGUUACUGAUUCACUUCAGCCUUCUCCCACAGGAUGAUCGUAUUUAUGAUUAUCUCCAGUCAUAGCUUACACCAUUGCUUAUCAAACCCAGUGCCAUGUUAUGGCCUUGUACUGCAUUAACAGGAUUGGUUGCUGUGGCAGGAGAUCCAGAACCUCAGCUCUCAGAAACACUAUCAGAUGCUGAAAGAUUAUGAAUAUAUGCAGUGUCAUGCCAGUGCUGGUAUCCUGCAUGGUGGUUUAUGACAUCGAUUCAUCUGUGGGUUUCAGAAUGUUCCCAGUAAUCUUCAUUUGCUGACUCAGGACAUCUUGCUGCUUGACUUCCUAUUGAAACCUGUGCAUCAUGGAAACUGCACAUGAAGCAUAGACUUGGGGUCAGGGAAGUACAGUGUAUUUACCUGAGCAUAAGCAGCAAAGCAAGGGAAUUACAGGUCCAAGACUUGAGAUGGACUUUUCAUUCACUGUAAAUUGGGUAUAUGGAAAGCUUGAACAGAAUGAAGGAAUCGGGGCUAUGUCAGGCUUUUGAGGAUGGAACAUGACCCUGUGUUAGUCACACAUCUGCUGUUUGAAAUUAACCUCAUCAGAAGUCACAGGCAGGGUACUUAGGAAAGGUGCCACUUAAACUGAAGAUCAGGAUUUGAUCAUGGGUCCAAUAUAGAUUUCUUUUGAGGAACGAUGUUUCUGAUAUCGGAGGAUGGACUCCACGAAUCUAACCUAAUAUGAUUGCCCUUGUCCAUUUUUUUUAUUCUGGUGUAUGUUCACGUAAUCUGACCUAAUCUUUAAAGGAGCUGAGCACUUCCUGAACAGGUGCUUUGUCAGUGACCCUCUUACCAUAAGCUAAGCCUUCCAAUAAAAAUAUAUUUUCCGGUCAUAUUUGUCUGAGAAAGAUGCAAAAAAUUGUUACUGUAGAUGUUUGUCUUGAGUGCCACUUCUUAGCAGUUGGAACAUUACUUAGUGUGGCUAGUUAAGUCAUAACUGUGGCUAGCACUGUGGCUAAUGAGGUAUGGAAUCCCACUGCACUGGUGGCUUUCGUGACAUAGCUGAACGACUUGUAAAUUAUUUUUAUCCAAAAUGCAUUAAAAGCAAUUAAAUGAGAAAGCGUAAGCAACACAUCACUUGCUGCUACAUUUGAUGUUAUUUUAUCACAUUUCUUCUGUUAAAUCUUACUGCUGAAUAUAUCUUCUUAGUAUCAUGGCUUGUCAUUAAUAAUAAAUGCCCCCUGCAAUUCA
Messenger RNA from Protopterus annectens (West African lungfish), 3055 nucleotides. It is a transcript of the gene ADCK5, whose product is annotated as aarF domain containing kinase 5. Bases 140 to 1894 code for a protein of 584 amino acids. NCBI's taxonomy places the organism in Eukaryota, Metazoa, Chordata, Ceratodontiformes, Protopteridae. The record is from RefSeq and is a predicted model, not a curated record. The transcript is spliced from 15 exons.